Molecule: messenger RNA, 1703 nt
Organism: Camelina sativa (false flax)
Lineage: Eukaryota; Viridiplantae; Streptophyta; Magnoliopsida; Brassicales; Brassicaceae
Product: AT-hook motif nuclear-localized protein 14
Molecular function (GO): minor groove of adenine-thymine-rich DNA binding
Source: RefSeq, a predicted model, not a curated record
AUAAAAAAUCCCUAAUUCUCUCUCUCUCUCUAAGAAUUUUUAUUUUGUUUGUUUUCUCUUUCUAAAAAGGAAUGGAACCUAACGAAAGCCACCAUCAUCACCACCAACAACAACAACAGCAGCAGCAGCACCAUCAACAUCACCAUCUCCAUCAACAGCAACUGCAGCAACAACGACUCAGUUCUCCUUACUUCCACCACCAACUACAGCUCCACCACCAUCCAACCACCGUAGCAACCACUGCUUCUACCGGAAACGCGGUUCCAUCUUCCAACAAUGGGCUUUUCCCGCCGCAGCCACAGCCGCUACAUCCUAAUGAUGUUUCUUCCUCAAUUUCGGUUUACCCUCAUUCAGUUCCGUCCUCCGCUGUGACGGCACCGAUGGAGCCGUUAAAGAGGAAGAGAGGUCGACCGAGGAAGUAUGUGACGCCUGAACAAGCCCUAGCGGCUAAGAAAAUGGCGUCUUCUGCGAGCAGUUCCUCUGCUAAAGAGAGGAGAGAGCGAGCUGCUCUUGCCGGAGGUACGGCAUCGUCCAAUUCCGGCUCAUCCAAGAAACCUCUGCUUGGUUCUGUCGGGAAAACUGGGCAAAGCUUUACUCCGCAUAUCGUUAAUAUAGCUCCUGGUGAGGAUGUGGCUCAGAAGAUUAUGCUUUUCGCAAACCAAAGCAAGCAUGAACUAUGCGUUCUUUCUGCAUCAGGCACCAUCUCUAAUGUAUCCUUGCGCCAACCGGCUACAUCAGGAGGCAACGUAUCAUAUGAGGGUCAGUAUGAGAUUCUCUCACUAUCCGGAUCAUAUAUCCGGACAGAACAAGGUGGUAAAACCGGUGGCCUUAGCGCUUCUUUAUCUGGUUCAGAUGGUCAGAUCGUCGGUGGAGCGGUUGGGAACCAGUUCACAGCUGCUGGCCCGGUUCAGGUGAUUCUUGGUACGUUUCAGCUUGAUAGACAGAAGGAUGCUGUCGGGAGUGGUGGGAAAGGGGAUGGCGGAAAUCGGUUAACUUCUCCCGCUAGCACUGGACCGAUGCUUGACAUGGGUUUCCGUCCUGGUAUGGAACCUACGGGAAGAAAUCCAAUGCGGGGACACGAUGAGCAUCAUCAUCAUCAUCAAACUGGUUUAGGUGGAUCUCAUCAUUUGAUGAUGCAGGCGCCGCAGGGAAUGCACAUGACACACAUCCGUUCUGAAUGGGGCAGAGGAGGCCACAGCGGUCAUGAUGGUAGAGGCGGUGGCGGGUAUGACUUAUCAGGAAGGUUAGGACAUGAGUCAUCGGAGAAUGGAGAUUAUGAGCAGCAAAUACCUGAUUAGCACUGAGCUUCCAGAGACUACGACUGUAGGGUUUAGAUCCAAAGUAGAAACCGAAGGCAAAAGCAAAGAAUCUGAACUGAUAGAAGACUUAUAAGACAGAAACUUGUCUUUAAUGGUUUUCAUCAGAGAUAAGUUGAGAGAUGGUGCUUUUGUUCUUCUUGGUUCGGUGUAAUUUAUAAACUCCACAUCCCCAUUUUUCUUUCAGUAACGAUUCUGGUUCUCUUUUCACAUCAUUCCUUUUUCUUUUCCUAUAUAUAUAUCUCUUUUUUUGGUUUUUUUUCUUCUUUUGUUAGUAAAAAAGGAAAUGCUCUUUUAUGAAUACACAUACAUUUUGUUUCCACUUUUGUUUAAUAAUUCAUAACCUAUAAACGGUUCGUCCUAGAUCUAUUUGGACAAUAACAAUAA